Suillus subalutaceus is the source of this 522-nucleotide messenger RNA. RefSeq lists its product as uncharacterized. The record is from RefSeq and is a predicted model, not a curated record. Bases 1 to 522 code for a protein of 173 amino acids. Lineage: Eukaryota; Fungi; Basidiomycota; Agaricomycetes; Boletales; Suillaceae. The transcript has 3 exons.
AUGGACAAUGGGCUGGCGCCAUCAAUAAUCCAACUUGCGGACUUGACACCUACAUUCCUCAUGUUAUCCUCAUCACCCAAGUUUGAUAUUACUACUCUACAAUCACUGUCAGGGCUCGCUUCCAGCUCUGGCGAUUUUACUCAUCAUUUACACUCCAUCAGUGAAUGCAAUGGCAGAACACCUCGCGGUAUUGGUGACCUAUAUGAUGUUCUUGAUGCUAUCAAUUCCAUUUCCGCACUGCAUGAACCAACUGACUCUGAAGCAAACCUUGUGCUUAAUCUUGUAAGAGCCAAGCGUGAUGUUUUCCUAGCUCAGAAGGCGCUUGCAGAAUGUGUCAUACAAGAAAACGAGGCACUUAUGAGCCUGCUGAAAGUUCACGCAGCAGCAGCCGAGAAGAAGGUAGAUGAGACAGAUAUCGGGCUGGGAUGUAUGAGAGUUGUUUUCAAAGAUCAUGGUUGGUCCCAAGUCCCUCUUGAUCGUCCAUUACGAGGAAAAGGUCAACCAAGUUCUUGUGGUGCAUGA